This is a messenger RNA of Nannospalax galili (Upper Galilee mountains blind mole rat), 3377 nucleotides long. It is a transcript of the gene Zfr2, whose product is annotated as zinc finger RNA binding protein 2. The transcript has 18 exons. Lineage: Eukaryota; Metazoa; Chordata; Mammalia; Rodentia; Spalacidae. Gene Ontology annotation, cellular component: precatalytic spliceosome. Bases 44 to 2659 code for a protein of 871 amino acids. Gene Ontology annotation, molecular function: single-stranded RNA binding; zinc ion binding; double-stranded RNA binding. The record is from RefSeq and is a predicted model, not a curated record.
GUGGCAGUGACGUCGCGGCCGCGGGCUCGGGGAGGACGCGGACAUGGCGGCCAGCAGCAAUUCAGGCGUCGCGCAGGGCGCCGGCGCGGCGUCUAGCACCCAGCCGCCCUCGGCCUUUCCCCUCCCAGCCUUGCAAUCCAGCCCUGAAGCGGACAGCACCACCAGCCUGGCACUUGUCCCUGCCACCCAGCAACCUGCACCUAGAGGAGGGGUUCCAAUGGGGUAUGACUGUUCCCAGCCCCACUCCAGCCAGGACCCCACUUAUGCUGGCCGACCUCAGGAUCCCAUCCCCGUGGACACCGCUGUGCCCAACCAUCAGCAGGACUCGCACAGCUGCCGAGCACAGACGGCCAAGAGGGGCUUUGAGGACAGGGAGCGGGACCAGCCAACAGUGGCCUCGAUCUGCCGGCCAGGACCAAGCCACACCGGCUGUGACAUGUCUGUGGGUUCUAGUUCUCACCGUCCUCCACCUCAGAAAUCCCAGACGAAGUUGUCACCCACCACAGGACGCCCUGAGAAGUUACCCCGGCCUUCCCCACCCUCAGCACCCAUGGGCGCAGCCCCAUGGGGUGGCAGAGGACAUGAUCCCUGGGAUGCCUCAGCCAGUAGCUUCACCAGUGACACUCUGCCAGUCCCCGAGAAGACACCCAGGCCCAAGGCCAGUCCGAGGCCACCCUCUGUCCACUACUGUGAGCUCUGCAGAGUGAGCUGCGCAGGGCCACAGACCUACCGAGACCACCUGGAAGGGCAGAAACACCGGAAAAAGCAGGCGGCUCAAAGGACAGGUGCACAGCCCAGCGGCAGCACGAGAGGGCCACAGGGCCAGCUGCACUGCGGCCUGUGUGCUGUGUCCUGCACCGGGGCAGACGCCUAUGCCGCUCACAUGCGGGGAGCCAGGCACCAGAAGGUUUUCAAGCUGCACACCAGACUGGGGAAGCCCAUUCCCGCUGAGCCCACGCCAAGGAGUGCCACCUGCACCCGAGCCUCAGAUAGCAACCUUCGGGCCAAGCAUGACUCUCAUGCUCACUACAGCUCACACACAUCAGGCCGGCCAUCAGCAGCCAAGGGACUUACAGGCUCACGCAAGGGUACAGGGCCUCCUGAGUCACAGACAGCACACAGCAAACCUGGAGAUAGGCGACCAGCACAUCCCAAUGCAGAGGCACCCCAAGAACCAGCAUCCAGGGGCUGUGAGGACAUGGAGCCUGUGGGCCCGGAGUAUGUGGAGGAGGUGUGCAACGACGAGGGAAAGGUGAUCCGCUUCCGUUGCAAGCUGUGUGAGUGCAGCUUCAAUGACUGCAAUGCCAGGGACAUGCACCUGACCGGGCGCCGGCACCGCCUGCAGUACAGGAGGAAAGUGGAUCCGACCCUCCCGGUGGCCACCAGAGCCAGUAGCCGUGUGCAGAGGGUGCUGGCCGACCGGCUGCAGAGACAGAGGCAGCUGGCGCAGGUGCAGCUUGAGGAUGCGAGGUGCUGGAGCUCAGAGCUGAGGCAGCCAGAGGAGCCACAGCCCCAAAGUGAGGAGCAGCUGCCUGUGUCACCCACCUGGGCCCUACCAGCCCCCAUAGCCAGGCCUGGAACAGCCACCACCCGGCGUCAGCCAGGGCGCCGACCAGAGACUAGCGAUGACCGCCAUGUCAUGUGCAAACACGCCACCAUUUACCCCACCGAGGAGGAGCUGCGGGCCGUGCAGACUGCUGUGUCCCAUGCCGAGCGGGCACUCAGGCUGGUGUCUGACACAUUGGCUGAGGAGAGCAGCCAGGACGGCAGCCUGUCACCCCCACCACCUCGGAUGCUCAAGGGUGUGGUGCGUGUUGGCAUCCUGGCCAAGGGCCUGCUCCUGCGGGGGGACCGCAGUGUGCAGCUCACACUGCUCUGCUCCAAGAAGCCCACACGCUCCCUGCUGCACAGGAUCGCCCGUGAGCUGCCAAGGGAGCUGCAGAUACUGACGGAGGACAGGUAUGAGGUCUCGUCUGACCCUGAAGCCAAUAUUGUCAUAUCGGCCCACGAGGAGCCUGGGGUGCAGGUCACCGUGUCCGCCACCUCACCCCUAAUGCGGGAGGAACCCACUGCAAAAAGAGAAGGAUUGCAAGAUCCUCCAGCAGACCCUGAAGAUGUCCUGAGUCGGAAGAGCUGUCUUGAGGCCCUGGCAGCCCUCCGCCAUGCCAAGUGGUUCCAGGCUCGAGCCAGCGGCCUGCAGCCGUGCGUGAUUAUCAUUCGAGUCCUGCAGGAACUGCGCCGUCGCCUGCCCCCCUGGGGUGCCCUGCCCGCCUGGGCCAUGGAGCUAUUGGUGGAGAAGGUUCUGAGCAGCGCAGCCCGGCCCCUGAGCCCUGGGGAUGCUGUGCGCCGUGUCCUGGAGUGUCUGGCCACGGGAACUCUCCUUACAGAUGGCCCAGGCCUGCAGGACCCAUGUGAGAAAGACCCACAAGAUGCUUUGGAGCCCAUGACCCCACAGCAGAGAGAGGACCUGACGGCCAGUGCACAGCAUGCCCUGCGCCUCCUGGCUUUCCGCCAGAUCCACAAAGUCCUUGGCAUGGAGCAGCUGCCCCCAAGGAGCAGAUUUGGGGCUCGGGCUCGGAAGAGGAUGCGGGAGGCUAGCCAGGCCCAGGAAGUCUCUGGAGAGAAGCGAGGCCGGCCAGGCACAGCAGGGCUGCCAUGAUCCAGCCAUCACAGCACAUCCCCAUGCCUGCGCAGGACAGGGCUGCUGGGCUACAGCUACUCAACCAUUGCAUCUGUAGGUUCAUUCACUACACUGUGGGAUCCCCCAGGGGUGGCUCCCACACCCAUGGCCCUGGUCCCCUCAGCAAGGCCACCCAGUGACCUUCACACCCCAGUCUUGGGACUUAAACUCCCCUAUGACAUCCAGAGCAAGUAGGAUCUAUAAGCAGAAUGCCAAGGAAGGAAACCUGGAACUUUCUAGAAGUCCUAGAGUUGGCGGGGGGAGCGGUUACAGAGCUGGAUCCCCAAACUCCCAACCCAACCAAGUCCCUCAGACAGACACUUCAACUCCCCUCCAGCUGUGAGGACACAGCUAGGGGCCCCCAGGAUGUCAUCACCUAACCCCACAGUGGGAUCCCCACCCCAGACCCUGCCACCCCAUCACUGAGUGCCUUGCACAGACAGGGCCUGCGCUGCCCCACAUUACCCUGUGGACUUCAGGGCAUGGGGUGCAGCCCUGCCCUGUACCCCUCCUGCAGCCCUCCACCCUUGCAGCCCCCAAUGGCAUUCAGAGAAAAGGCCACCCAUGGAUCCCAGGCUUCCAAUACACUCCAUUCCAUCUGUGGACUUGAAUGCCAGUCCCGUGUGGCUCAGCAGCCCAACAUCUCUAGAACCAUCCAGAAAUCGGGCUGGGGUAGAAAUAAAGGAGCUCUGCCCAA